Ictalurus furcatus (blue catfish) is the source of this 1997-nucleotide messenger RNA. RefSeq names its product tripartite motif-containing protein 16-like. The coding region runs from base 1 to 564 and encodes 187 amino acids. The transcript has a single exon. NCBI's taxonomy places the organism in Eukaryota, Metazoa, Chordata, Actinopteri, Siluriformes, Ictaluridae. The record is from RefSeq and is a predicted model, not a curated record. Gene Ontology annotation, molecular function: protein binding.
AUGUUCACAUUUGUCAUGUGUUUAGAUUUCUGUGAUCUGACUCUGGAUCCCAACACAGUAAAUUAUAACCUCAUUCUGUCUGAGAGGAACAGAGCGGUGACGUGCAGUGGGAGAAAGCAGCAGUACUCUGAUCAUCCAGAGAGAUUUGACUCCUACAGGCAGGUGUUGAGUAAGGAGAGUGUGUGUGGACGCUGUUACUGGGAGGUGGAGUGGAGCGGUGGUUGGUUUGGUGUGUACAUAUCAGUCUCAUAUAAAGACAUCAGCAGGAAAGGAUGGGGUAAUGAGUGUGAGUUUGGACGCAACAAUCAGUCCUGGAGUCUGUGGUGUUCUUCUUCUUCUUCUCUCUUUUUCUAUCACAACAACAUUAAGACUGAUCUCAGAGUUCCAUCAUCCUCCAGAAUAGGAGUGUAUGUGGAUCACAGUGCAGGAACUCUGUCCUUCUACAGCGUCUCUGACACGAUGAAGCUCCUCCACAGAGUCCACACCACAUUCACUCAGCCUCUAUACGCCGGGUUCAGGCUGCGCUAUUUUGGAUCAGCUGUGAGAUUACGUGAUCCAGAAUAAAAUAUCAGAAAUGUGAUUUUAUUGAAUUAAAAUGAGCAACUUUACUUUUUUAUAUCAAGCUUAAUUCCAAUGUAAUAUGAGGCAUUUAUUUGUGAUUUCCCAAUUUUCCUUUAUAACGUUAGAUCUUUCCUCUGUCUUUUAGGAGAUUUCAGUAUUACACAGUAAUGCUUGAAAGUUUGUGAACCCUUUAGAAUUUUCUAUGUAUCUGCAUAAGACCUAAAACAUCAUCAGAUUUAGACAAAUCCUAAAAGUAGAAACUAUUACACUUGGUCAUUUAUUUAUUCAGGAAAAUGAUCCAAUAUUAGACAUGUGAGUGGCAAAAGUAUGUGCACCUUUGCUGUCAGUAUGUGGUGUGACCCCCUUGUGCAGUAAUAACUGCAGAUAAACGUUUGGGGUAACUGUUGAUCGGUCCUGCACAUCGGCUCGGAGGAGUUUUAUCCCGUUCCUCAGUACAGAACAGCUUCAACUCUGGGAUGUUGGUGGGUUUCCUCACAUGAACUGCUCGCGUCAGGUUCUUCCACAACAUUUCUAUUGGAUUAAGGUCAGGACUUUGACUCGGCCGUUCCAAAACAUUACCUUUAUUCUUCUUUAACCGUUCUUUGGUUGAAAGACUCGUGUGUUUAGGGUCGUUGUCUUGCUGCAUGAUCCACUUUCUCUUGAGAUUCAGAUCACGUACAGAUGUCCUGACAUUUUCCUUUAGAAUUCUCUGGAAUAAUUCAGAAUCCAUUGUUCCAUCAAUGAUGGCAAACCGUCCCGGCCCAGAUGCGGCAAAACAGCCCCAAACCAUGACACUACCAGCACCACGUUUCACAGAUGGGAUAAGGCUCUUAUGCUGGAAUGUAGUGUUUUCCUCUCUCCGAACAUAAUGCUUGUCAUUUAACCCAAAUAUCAUAUUUUGGUCUCAUCCAUCCACAAAACAUUUUUUCGGUAGCCUUCUGGCUUCUCCAUGUGAUCUUUAGCAAACUGCAGAGGGGCAGCGAUGUUCUUUCUCCUUGCAACCCCGCCAUGUACACCAUUGCUGUUCAGUGUUCUCCUGAAGGUGGACUCAUGAACAUUAACAUUCGCCAACGUGAGGUCCCUCACUCACACCUGAUCAUCAUCCCAUUGAUUGAAAACACCUAAAUAUAAUUUCACCUUCAAAUUAACUGCUAAUCCUAGACGUUCACAUACUUUUGCCACUCACAGAUAUGUAAUAUCGGAUCAUUAUAUAAUAUUUUUGUUUCAUUUGUUUAAUUGGGUUCUCUUUAUCUACUUCUAGGACAAAAUCCGAGGAUGUUUUCGGUCAUAUUCUGCUUCAAUACUGUGUUAAAAUUCAUGUUGGUCUACUCAUUAAUCUUACAUAUGAAUCAUCAUGACUGUACUUAUACUGUAUAUAUUCAGUUGGAUGGAUUCUUGGAUAACAAAAUAAAAAAUAUAUUUAAAUAUGUGUUAAA